GUAGUCCCAUCAGCUCCAGCAGUAGCAGGACUGAUGAAGAAGUCCACUGCUUCUUGGUCUGUGUGCUUCCUUGGUGCUCUUUUGCUGCUCUCCACCAUGUGCGAAGCAUUACGACCGAGUCCAGAUGCUACAGCCGGCACCAAGGACAGUGGCAACAGAAGGAAAGAAGAUGAUGAUCUGAUGUCCAAGGAAAGUACUGGAGGUUCGAGUUUGCCUGACUGCUCGCACGCCUGCGGGCCAUGCUCUCCCUGCAAGAGGGUGAUGGUGAGCUUCAAGUGCACGGUCGCCGAGUCCUGCCCCAUCGUCUACAGAUGCAUGUGCAAGGGGAAAUAUUAUCAUGUUCCUUCCAACUGAGACAGCACCCUCUCCGUGGCAACGCCAAGAAGAUUUAUGUAGUUUAGAGACGCUUCUGAGAGAUCCUGCGAGUUUGGAGGGUGAGAAAGAGAGGAGCUGAAGAAAGGUGAGAAGUUGCACCAGGUUUUGUAAAUGACGAGCAUGAGAAAUUGACAGUUCUGCAGUGAUGUGGUUUGUAAUUUAUUGCUUUUGAGGUUUUGAGAUAUAGAAGUAGAGUCGUCUGCGCUAAUUCAGCAAAGUUAGCUUCUUCUUGCUGUCAUCUCUGAGUCCAUGAAACUAUCAACUCAAGCUGUCAUCUCAUUUAUAAACAAAGAAAGGAAGAACUC
Molecule: messenger RNA, 680 nt
Organism: Musa acuminata subsp. malaccensis (wild Malaysian banana)
Lineage: Eukaryota; Viridiplantae; Streptophyta; Magnoliopsida; Zingiberales; Musaceae
Product: protein EPIDERMAL PATTERNING FACTOR 2-like
Biological process (GO): stomatal complex development; guard cell differentiation
Source: RefSeq, a predicted model, not a curated record